AUGAAUUCAUCGUGUGCCGGCACCCGUACAGUGGAGGACUACCAGAUGAGCGUUUUCGCAAACACUGCUCUCGAGUCCGUGUCCAAACCGUACAAGGAGCGAGCGUGUUGUAGCGCCCACCCGUUCAUGGCCUGCAAGGACUUCGACGAAAAAGAGAGUACGAUCAACGAUGAAGCGAGCAACAAAACAACAAUUACGAUACACGUCGACGUCGACCCUGACAAUGAGUUGCCCGUCUCCGGUCCUGUCUUGGUUUGGUCAAUUUUGCCGCUGUUUGCAGCCGGCAUUGCGUUGGUAGCCUUGGUCUGGUACAAACGUCGUCGCGACGACGAUGAUGCCGAAGAAGACGGGGAACAAUCGCCAGAAGAUAGAUCCGAAGGUCCACCUGAGGAGACCAAUCCGAGCGAGCCUUGA
This is a messenger RNA of Seminavis robusta, 414 nucleotides long. The record is from the annotation of a GenBank genome assembly. Lineage: Eukaryota; Bacillariophyta; Bacillariophyceae; Naviculales; Naviculaceae.